Molecule: messenger RNA, 1197 nt
Organism: Colletotrichum orchidophilum
Lineage: Eukaryota; Fungi; Ascomycota; Sordariomycetes; Glomerellales; Glomerellaceae
Product: glycoprotease
Exons: 1
Coding region: 1-1197 (398 amino acids)
Biological process (GO): tRNA threonylcarbamoyladenosine modification
Cellular component (GO): EKC/KEOPS complex; cytoplasm
Source: RefSeq, a predicted model, not a curated record
AUGAGUUACACCACCACCCGUCCACCAAAGAGGCCCCGCGAUCUAAACCUCGUCGUCGACACCCCACCGCUGCCGCCACCACAACAACAACAGCUGCUACCGCCAGCCAUGACCGCAGAAUCCCCCUCCAAGCUCACGACGGCAACAAUGUCCAAGAAGCGCGGCCUCAUCGCCCUCGGCUGCGAAGGCUCCGCCAACAAGCUCGGCAUCGGCGUGAUGCUCCACAACGGCACCGAGUCCACGAUCCUCUCCAACAUCCGCCAUACCUUCGUCUCUCCGCCGGGGACGGGCUUCCUCCCCAAAGACACGGCGAAGCACCACCGCUCCUUCUUCGUCCAGAUCGCCCGCCGCGCCCUCCGCGAGGCCGGCGUCUCCGUCGCCGACGUCGACUGCGUCUGCUUCACAAAGGGCCCCGGCAUGGGUGCGCCCCUGACGAGCGUUGCCGUCGCCGCCAGGACGCUGAGCCUGCUGUGGGACAAGCCGCUAGUGGGCGUGAACCACUGCGUCGGCCACAUCGAGAUGGGCCGCACCAUCACCGGCGCUCAGAACCCGGUCGUGCUGUACGUCAGCGGCGGCAACAGCCAGGUCAUUGCCUACGCCGAGCAGCGGUACCGAAUCUUUGGUGAGACGCUUGAUAUCGCCGUCGGUAACUGCCUCGACCGCUUUGCGCGCACCCUCGAGAUCAGCAACGACCCGGCACCGGGGUACAAUAUCGAACAGCUGGCCAAGAAGGGAACGCGGCUCCUGGAGCUGCCGUACGCGGUCAAGGGCAUGGAUUGCUCGUUCUCGGGCAUCCUUGCCUAUGCGGAUAUCCUCGCAGGCCAGAUGAAGGCGGCGCAAGCCAAGGGGGAGGAGACGUUCACGCCAGCUGACUUGUGCUUUUCGCUGCAGGAGACAGUGUUUGCCAUGUUGGUUGAGAUCACGGAGCGGGCCAUGGCGCACGUUGGCAGUAGUCAGGUAUUGAUUGUGGGAGGUGUCGGCUGCAACGAGAGGUUACAAGAGAUGAUGGGUGGAAUGGCCGCGGAGAGAGGCGGCAGUGUCUACGCGACGGACGAGCGUUUCUGUAUCGACAACGGUAUCAUGAUUGCUCAUGCCGGCCUGUUGGCAUACGAGACCGGGUUCAGGACGCCCCUCGAGGACAGUUCAUGUACUCAAAGAUUUAGAACAGACGAGGUAUUCGUCAAAUGGAGGGACUAA